AUGCCAAUUAAGCAGCACGGCCGCCAGUACGAUCUGGUCGUUUUCGGCGCAACGGGAUAUACCGGGGCCUUUGUAACGGAGCACAUCACGACGCAUCUGCCAUCCAAUUUGAAAUGGGCGGUUGCAGGCCGGUCGCAGUCCAAGCUUCGAGAUGUCGUUGCAGAGUGCAAGAAGCUGAAUCCUGAUAGAGUGCAGCCUGAAAUCGAGAUUUGCAGCCUCAACGAAGAAGACCUCGAGCGCCUCGUCAAGAAGACAUACAUUCUCAUCACCACAGUCGGGCCCUACGCUCAAUACGGCGAGUACGCUUUCCGCGCCUGCGCCGAGAAUGGCACGCAUUACAUGGACGUCACCGGCGAAACGCCCUGGACCGGCACGAUGAUCAACAAGUACGAGGGCGCGGCGCAAGAGACGGGCGCGAUGAUGUUCCCCCAGAUCGGCAUCGAGUCGGCGCCGCCAGACCUCGUCACCUGGUCCCUCGCCAAAGUCCUCCGCGAAAAGCUGCUGGCCAAGACGGGCGCGGUGACGGUCUCCAUUCACCAGCUGGAUUCAGCUCCGUCUGGCGGUACCCUGGCCACGGUUCUCGGCCUGUUCGAGUCAUUCUCCAUCGCGGAGGUGAGGGCGCAGCACAAGCCAUACGCUCUCUCCCCGGUCCCGAACCGCAACAAGGUUCGGUCGCAGACGUCCUUCCUGACCAGGCUGGUGGGACUGCGCGACGUGCCGAACCUGGGACUGAUGACCACGUCGGUCGCCGGCAUGACGGACACGCCCAUCGUGCAGAGGUCGUGGGGUCUCAUGGCGUCCGUGGCCUCGCGGGAGAAGCAGUUCUACGGGCCGAACUUUUCGUUCCACGAGUACAUGAGGGCGAAGAGUUACCUCCACGGUGUCGCCAUCCACUGGGCGCUGGCGUUCUUCGGCCUGCUCCUCGCGACGGUGGCUCCGUUCAGGAAGCUGGCCAGAAGGUUCGUCUACGAGCCCGGCCAGGGCCCCGACAAGGAGUUGGCGAAGAAGGACGAGAUCGAGUACCGUGGCAUUGCUUUUGCGGACCCGGAGUCGAAGGCUGCGGGCUCUCAGGCAUACUGCCGCGCCUGGUACACCGGCAGCAUGUAUUAUUUGACCGGUAUGCUGUUGGCCCAGGCCGCAUCAACGCUGCUGGAGGACGAUGUCGACUUGCCGGGUGGUGUCUUUACGGCCGCAUGCUUGGGUCAACCAUACAUUGAUCGAUUGCACGAUGUUGGCUUCAGAUUUGAGACGAAGAUCCUGGAGUAG
Molecule: messenger RNA, 1266 nt
Organism: Colletotrichum karsti
Lineage: Eukaryota; Fungi; Ascomycota; Sordariomycetes; Glomerellales; Glomerellaceae
Product: saccharopine dehydrogenase
Exons: 5
Coding region: 1-1266 (421 amino acids)
Biological process (GO): glycolipid biosynthetic process
Cellular component (GO): lipid droplet; mitochondrion; plasma membrane
Source: RefSeq, a predicted model, not a curated record